GUGGCAGCGGGGCGGGCGCAGCCAUGCAGCGCAGCGGGCGCCGCCGCCGGCACUGACCGCCGUCCGGCCCCCGCCCCGCCGCUAUCUCCCGCUCCGCGCCUGGCAGAAUGGACUGCUGAAUUGGGAAUUAUUGCAGACUCAACAGUGCAGCACUGCUCGUUGCUUCAUCUUUUACUAGUUAUUUAAAUUGGACUUUUAAUAUCCUGCCAGCUGCUGGUCACACACACAUGGUGCAUUGUUGCCAUUCUCCGAAUUGCAUCUUUGAAACCCAGACCCUCAGCAACCUUCAUCGAACAAAGCGGCGACCUCCCGCGUACGUUCAUAGAGGCAUUUGUUGGACCUACUGCCCUCUAGCUUUCUCCUUGGUGCUGUAUUUCUAAGACACUAUGGAGCCCAGUAUGGAGUACUGCUUAGCGCAGGUGCUGCAGAAAGACGUUGGAAAGAGACUUCAAGUUGGCCAGGAGUUGAUAGAUUAUUUCUCAGAUAAACAGAAGUCGGCUGAUCUUGAACAUGAUCAGACCAUGCUAGAUAAAAUGGUUGAUGGACUGGCCACUUCCUGGGUAAAUUCCAGCAAUUAUAAGGUGGUUCUCCUGGGAAUUGACAUCCUUUCUGCCCUUGUGUCCCGCCUGCAAGAUCGCUUCAAAGCCCAGAUUGGCACAGUGCUGCCAAGUUUACUUGAUAGACUGGGAGACUCUAAGGACUCGGUGAGGGAGCAAGAUCAGACCUUGCUGCUGAAAAUCAUGGAACAAGCUGCUAACCCUCAGUACGUGUGGGACAGGAUGCUGGGAGGAUUCAAACACAAGAAUUUCCGAACAAGAGAAGGGAUUUGCCUCUGCCUUAUUGCAACACUCAACGUAUCUGGAGCUCAGAGUUUAACACUGAGUAAGAUAGUGCCACAUAUAUGUAACUUACUUGGAGAUCCAAACAGCCAGGUUCGAGAUGCAGCAAUAAACAGCCUUGUUGAAAUUUACAGACACGUUGGUGAACGUGUAAGGGCUGACCUCAGUAAAAAAGGACUACCCCAAUCUCGGUUGAAUGUAAUCUUUACAAAGUUUGAUGAGGUCCAAAAGUCUGGAAACAUGAUCCAGAAUUCAGGUGAUAAAAUUUUUGAUGAUGAAGACUCUGUGGAUGGAAACAGACCUUCCUCAGCUAGCUCCUCUACAUCUUCAAAGGCCCCUGCAAACUCCCGCAGAGUUGGGAUGGGGACUACCCGCAGACUGGGAUCUGCAGCUCUGGGCUCCAAGUCUUCAACAGCCAAAGAGGGAGCAGGUGCUGUGGAUGAAGAAGACUUCAUUAAGGCAUUUGAAGAUGUCCCAACAGUUCAGAUUUAUUCCAGCCGGGAUCUUGAGGAAUCCAUAAACAAAAUCAGAGAGAUACUGUCAGAUGAUAAGCAUGACUGGGAACAGAGAGUGUCGGCGUUAAAAAAGAUCCGGUCCCUACUUUUGGCUGGAGCUGCAGAAUAUGAUAACUUCUUUCAACACUUAAGACUCUUGGAUGGAGCAUUUAAAUUAUCUGCUAAAGACCUCCGGUCACAAGUAGUACGAGAGGCUUGUAUCACAUUAGGACAUUUGUCAUCGGUUCUGGGAAACAAGUUUGACCAUGGGGCAGAAGCCAUCAUGCCAACAAUUUUUAAUCUAAUUCCAAAUAGUGCCAAAGUUAUGGCCACUUCUGGUGUUGUAGCAGUUAGAUUGAUCAUUCGACAUACGCACAUCCCUCGAUUAAUACCCAUCAUAACCAGUAAUUGUACCUCCAAGUCUGUUGCAGUUAGAAGGCGCUGUUUUGAGUUUUUAGAUUUACUGUUGCAGGAGUGGCAAACACACUCUCUAGAAAGACACAUAUCGGUGUUAGCUGAAACAAUAAAGAAGGGAAUUCAUGAUGCAGACUCUGAGGCCAGGAUAGAGGCAAGAAAGUGUUACUGGGGUUUCCACAGUCACUUCAGCCGAGAGGCAGAGCAUUUGUAUCACACCUUGGAGUCUUCUUACCAGAAGGCCCUGCAGUCACAUUUGAAGAACUCUGACAGCAUUGUGUCCUUACCACAAUCGGAUCGCUCCUCUUCCAGCUCCCAGGAGAGUCUCAACCGUCCAUUGUCUGCCAAAAGAAGUCCUACUGGAAGUACUGCGUCUAGAGCAUCUACAGUAAGUACAAAAUCUGUGUCAACACCAGGAUCUCUGCAGCGAUCCCGCAGUGACGUCGAUGUGAAUGCAGCAGCUAGUGCCAAGUCAAAAGUGACGUCUUCUGGAGCAUCUACCCCCUUCAGUUCUGCUGCAGCCUUGCCCCCAGGCUCGUACGCAUCACUAGAUGGUACUACCACUAAAGCUGAGGGUCGGAUUCGUACAAGGAGACAGAGCUCUGGCAGUGCCACAAGCAUCACCUCAACGCCUGCUGAUACCCGAGGCCGCAGCCGGGCUAAAGUAGUUUCCCAGUCCCAGCGAUCCAGAUCAGCUAAUCCUGCUGGUGCUGGUAGCCGAUCCAGUUCUCCGGGUAAGCUGUUAGGAAGCGCCUAUGGUGGCCUGAGCGGUGGAACAUCCAGAGUCCAGCAGGUGCCAUCAUCUUCAGAGAAGCGCAGCAAGAUCCCUCGGAGCCAGGGAUGCAGUCGAGAGACAAGUCCCAACAGAAUAGGACUAGCACGGAGCAGUCGUAUCCCCCGACCCAGCAUGAGUCAGGGGUGCAGCCGUGAUACCAGCCGUGAGAGCAGUCGAGAUACAAGCCCUGCUCGGGGCUUUCCUCCACUUGCUUCUCGACGUCAUUCCAGGUCCACUAGUGCUCUCUCCACUGCUGAUUCUGUUGGGCAGUCAGACCGGUUUGGACUUGGACAGCCAGGCAGGAUGCCUGCUUCUGUGAAUGCCAUGCGAGUCCUGAGCACAAGCACAGAUCUGGAGGCUGCUGUGGCUGAUGCACUGCUGUUAGGAGACUCCAGGAGCAAGAAAAAGCCAGUGAGAAGAAGAUAUGAACCCUAUGGGAUGUACUCCGACGAUGACGCUAACAGCGAUGCAUCAAGCGCUUGCUCUGAGCGCUCUUAUGGUUCUCGGAAUGGGGGCAUUCCACACUACCUGCGGCAGACUGAAGAUGUGGCUGAGGUCCUGAACCACUGUGCCAGUUCCAACUGGUCUGAAAGGAAAGAGGGGCUCAUAGGUCUUCAGAACUUACUGAAAAGCCAGCGGACUCUGAGCCGAGUCGAGUUAAAAAGGCUCUGUGAAAUAUUUACUCGCAUGUUUGCUGACCCUCACAGCAAGGUCUUCAGCAUGUUUCUGGAAACCCUGGUUGAUUUCAUCAUCAUUCAUAAAGAUGACUUGCAGGAUUGGCUUUUUGUUCUCCUGACCCAGUUGCUAAAGAAAAUGGGAGCAGACUUGCUGGGGUCUGUGCAGGCAAAAGUUCAGAAAGCUCUGGAUGUCACCAGGGAUUCUUUUCCAUUUGAUCAGCAAUUUAACAUUUUGAUGAGGUUUAUUGUAGAUCAGACCCAAACACCAAACCUGAAGGUUAAAGUUGCUAUCCUGAAGUAUAUUGAAUCCUUGGCAAGACAGAUGGAUCCAACAGACUUUGUGAACUCCAGCGAGACAAGACUUGCUGUGUCUAGAAUUAUAACUUGGACAACAGAACCAAAGAGCUCAGAUGUGAGAAAGGCAGCACAAAUAGUCCUGAUUUCUCUCUUUGAAUUGAAUACUCCCGAGUUUACCAUGUUACUUGGUGCCUUGCCAAAAACAUUCCAGGAUGGUGCUACCAAGCUUCUGCAUAACCACCUCAAGAACUCAAGUAACACCAGUGUGGGUUCCCCCAGCAAUACCCUUGGUCGGACUCCUUCCCGGCACUCCAGCAGCAGAACCAGCCCCUUAACUUCACCUACCAACUGUUCCCAUGGUGGACUGUCUCCAAGUAUGCUGGAUUAUGACACGGAGAACCUAAAUUCUGAUGAAAUCUACAGCUCUCUUCGUGGAGUCACAGAAGCGAUUGAAAAAUUUAGUUUCCGUAGUCAAGAGGACCUGAAUGAGCCAAUCAAACGUGAUGGAAAGAAAGACUGUGACAUUGUGUCUCGAGACGGUGGCCUUGCUGUGCCUGCCGGUGAUGUCCGUGGAAGCAGUGACAUUGUGGAAGGUGGAAGGAUGGCUCUAGAUAACAAAACCUCGCUUCUUAACACCCAGCCUCCCCGCACCUUUUCAGGGCCUCGCGCUCGAGACUAUAACCCUUAUCCUUAUGCUGACACAAUUAACACUUACGAUAAGACUGCCCUGAAGGAAGCAGUGUUUGAUGAUGACAUGGAUCAGCUUCGGGAUGAAGUACCCAUUGACCAUUCAGACUUGGUGGCUGAUCUUCUGAAAGAACUUUCCAACCAUAAUGAGAGGGUGGAGGAACGGAAAGGAGCUCUCCUGGAACUGCUAAAGAUCACAAGGGAAGAUAAUCUUGGAGUUUGGGAGGAACAUUUCAAAACCAUUCUGCUCUUGCUGCUGGAAACACUUGGAGACAAAGAUCAUUCAAUAAGAGCCCUGGCGCUGCGAGUGCUGCGAGAGAUCUUGCGGAACCAGCCAGCAAGGUUUAAGAACUACGCCGAGUUGACUAUCAUGAAAACACUGGAAGCACAUAAGGAUUCCCACAAGGAGGUCGUCAGAGCUGCUGAAGAAGCUGCUUCCACCCUGGCGAGUUCCAUCCACCCUGAGCAAUGCAUCAAGGUGCUCUGCCCCAUCAUUCAGACUGCAGAUUAUCCAAUUAACUUAGCUGCCAUCAAAAUGCAGACAAAGGUCAUCGAGAGGAUUUCCAAGGAAUCACUGCAUCAACUCCUUCCUGAUAUCAUCCCUGGGUUGUUACAGGGUUACGAUAACACGGAAAGCAGCGUCCGCAAAGCGAGCGUGUUUUGCCUAGUGGCGAUUUAUUCAGUAAUUGGAGAAGAACUGAAACCUCAUCUCGCACAGCUCACGGGAAGCAAGAUGAAGCUACUAAACUUGUACAUAAAGAGGGCCCAGACCACCAACAGCAACAGCAGUUCCUCUUCAGAUGUUUCAACGCACAGUUAAUGGAGAUAUGUGGACAAGUGUAGAUUUAGAAACAAUCAACGGUGCCUCUCAGAGACCUUUCUGCUAUUCUUCACUGGCGUGCUCCAUCAGCUCAAGGAGGCCAUGCAGAUAUUUAUUGCAAUCAGUAUUUUAGUCCCUUAAAAACUUUUAUGUAGAAUCUUACUGGUAUUGAAUGUAAAGGAAGCAAGAUCUGUGGUGUAGUCUUCAUUAAAAGUGAACAACAGAAAGCCAUGCUUAAACAUAUUGAUAUAGCCUGCUGAAAUCCCAGAAAUAUGUUUAGGUUAGCCUUCCAAAACUGAGACCUAGAAGCUGGACACAUGUAAAGGUCAAACAAGUCUUGUUUGUUUAGUUCAUGCCCAGUUUUGGUUUCUGUGUGAUAGUUACCUGCUCUCUCCCUGCAGCUGUUCUGGCUAGGUUCUCUUCUUACAAGUCUUGUGGUCCUGUUUUGUACUCCCUGUUGCAGCUUGCCUGAUGCGCAGGGCUGUCUGUGGGGAGAUAUUUGCAGAUGUGGCUGUGAUACCAGCCUUGGAUCCUCUAAUAGUGAGAGAUAACAAGUAAUGAAAAAGUAGGUUCUUUUUAAACAUCUGAGGUUUUGUACAUAGUUCUUCUCACAGACCUCUCCAACGGGCUGAUUUCUCUCCAGCCAGCUGUGCUGUGCAAAACAGCUGGGCUCUCGCUCCUUUCUUUGUGUAAAUAUUUCUCUCCUGACAACCUAUUCAGCUCUUUCAUAUGCUCAAAAGACUUUCCAGGUUACUUGUUACUCCCCAAAGAGAACCUGAGACCCAGUUCUGGGACUGAUGUCUACAAAUGAGACACUGGAGUUAGGUGGGUGGGUUUUGCAUUAGGCUCUGAGUGUGUCUGUGGGUGGGCAGUAGGAGCUGGCAGGGCUGUACCUCAGUCCUGCCUGUGAGGCUGGCUGCAUUUUUAUUGAAGUCUGUAGUGUCAAAAGGACUGAUCUGCUGCUCUGACCAGCCCCACUGGAGUUGGGCUGUGAAUGAAUUUGUUCCCACAGCUCUUUGUGCUUUGGGCAAAAUGUUCAUCCCAGAGGACAGAAAGGGCAUCUGAAACUGAAUGAGAAGACCUCAUGGAAGCACCUGCUGAACCAGCUGGACAGUGCUGGUUGCCUGCCACAGCUCCCCUCUUGUGCCUGAAGAGCCUGCAGUGCUGUUAGCUGCCUUUAGAAACCUUCUCCUUGGCCAGCUCCAGCAACGGCCCUGCUGUGUGGUCUACAUUUCAGAAGGGUGCAGUGGGCACUUGCUGGGCACGGCUGUUGGUGCUCUGGAUGAGGGUGCAGUGGGGCAAAUCCUCUUGCAGCCUAAUAAUAUAGAGCCAGUCAGAGCCAAGCAGCUGCAAAUACCCUACAGCACUACCCUUUCCCAAAGGAAGACCCAUUUGUUUGCAAAGAGUGAGCUCCCCCUGCCUCUAUAACCAGGGGAAGCAGAAGGAUGCAGUGCUGUGUUUGGCCCUGGUCUGGGUUCUUGCUGAGAGGGACACCCACCCCAGUCCUGCAGUGGAUCA
This is a messenger RNA of Dryobates pubescens (Downy woodpecker), 6521 nucleotides long. It is a transcript of the gene CLASP1, whose product is annotated as cytoplasmic linker associated protein 1. The record is from RefSeq and is a predicted model, not a curated record. The transcript has 41 exons. Gene Ontology annotation, cellular component: mitotic spindle; microtubule organizing center; cytoplasmic microtubule. NCBI's taxonomy places the organism in Eukaryota, Metazoa, Chordata, Aves, Piciformes, Picidae. Gene Ontology annotation, molecular function: microtubule binding; kinetochore binding. Gene Ontology annotation, biological process: mitotic spindle assembly. Bases 387 to 5003 code for a protein of 1538 amino acids.